AUGAAUACAGACAUUACAGCAUCGGCAAAGCCGGAGUAUCCAGUUGUAGAUCGGAAUCCUCCCUUUACGAAGACGGUGGCUAAUUUCAACACCCUCGAUUACCUCCGCCUCACCACCAUCACCGGCGUCUCCGUCGUCGUCGGGUACCUCUCCGGAAUUAAGCCAGGGAUAAAGGGGCCAUCAAUGGUGACAGGUGGUUUGAUAGGGGUGAUGGGAGGUUUCAUGUACGCUUACCAGAAUUCGGCUGGGAGGCUCAUGGGAUUUUUCCCCAAUGAAGGCGAGGUUGCCAAGUACAAGAAACAUGCUUUCUAG
Fraxinus pennsylvanica is the source of this 312-nucleotide messenger RNA. The record is from the annotation of a GenBank genome assembly. Lineage: Eukaryota; Viridiplantae; Streptophyta; Magnoliopsida; Lamiales; Oleaceae.